AUGCUGGGCGAGGAAGCCCGUUUCCGGAAUGCUAAGCUGGCCUACUAUCGCGGUGAUUUUGACUGGGCGCAGGGGCAGCUCACCGUCUUAAAAGCAUCGACCUCCGAGCUGAUUGCCAAUGAUGCGCUUUCACUAUCUGUACUGAUCACGGAAAACACACCUGAUAGCAACUAUGCCCCGCUGCUGGCUUAUGCCCGUGCCGAUUUAUUGUUAUUUCAGAACAAGGAUACUGCCGCCAGCCGGCUAUUGGAUAGCGUUGCAAAGGCCUUCCCCAAGCAUACACUGAAUGAUGAUAUACUGAUGCUGCGUUCGGACAUAGCCGUAAAGAAGCGGGAUUACACAACCGCACUCGCCUACCUGAAAGAAGUCUAUGAGAAGUAUGAUAAGGAUGUACUGGCCGAUGAUGCUUUAUUUAAAACAGCCGUUAUCUACGACGAAUACCUGAAGAAACCGGAAGCAGCCCUUAAGUUUUAUGAGCAGCUGGUGAUCGACUAUCCGGGCAGUACCUAUGUACAAACCGCCAGGCAGCGGAUUCAGAAAGGCCCGGCCAAUGCUGCACCCGCUCCGCUAUAG
Messenger RNA from Ostertagia ostertagi, 573 nucleotides. Lineage: Eukaryota; Metazoa; Nematoda; Chromadorea; Rhabditida; Trichostrongylidae. The record is from the annotation of a GenBank genome assembly.